AUGAAAUUAAUUAGAUCGAUUAUAUAUUGUUUAACAUUUGUACAGUAUGCACAUUUAAUUGCUCCUCUAUGGUGGGAUAUUGGUUUGCAACAACAGCAAAAAUCUUCUAUUUCAUCUAAUCCAUAUUUUAAUCUUGAUCAACAACAACAACAAAUUACCGAAUUUUUAGACGAUCCUUCACAAUAUUGUUCAUCAUUAACCGGAUUAAGUACCGGUCAAAAACAAAUAUGUUUAUUACAUGCCGAUCAUAUGCCAAUUGUCAGUCAAGGCACAGCAAAAGGUAUUCAAGAAUGUCAAUUUCAAUUUCAAGAUAGACAUUGGAAUUGUUCAAUUGUACAUGAUGGAACAGUGUUUGGAGGCGUUUUAAAACAAGCUAAUCGUGAAACAGCAUUUGCUAAUGCCAUCUCUUCAGCUGGUGUAACGUAUGCUGUAUCGCGUGCUUGUAAACAAGGACUAUUAAAAUCAUGUACAUGUAGUCGAACAUCAAGACCAAAAAAUUUACCUAGAGAUUGGUCUUGGGGAGGAUGUGGUGAUAAUGUUGAUUAUGGUUAUCGAUUUUCUCGUGAUUUUGUUGAUACACCAGAGAAUGAAAUUAAACUUGAUAUAUUACCAAUUUCUCCGAUUCUAGUCGAUACAAUAAAUAAUACUCUAACAUUAAAUGACUAUUCGAUAAUUAAUGAUCAUUCAUUAUUGAAAAAAAGACGAGAAAUGAAUCGUCGAAAAGUACGACGACAAAUGAAUUUACAUAAUAAUGAAGCCGGGCGAAGAGCUGUUUAUCGUUUAACACGUGUCGUCUGUAAAUGUCAUGGAGUAUCGGGUUCAUGUUCAUUACGUACAUGUUAUCAACAACUACCAACAUUUCGUGAAAUUGGCUUAUUUCUCAAAGAAAAAUAUGAUAGUGCAGUGGAAGUACGUUUUAGUGGUCAUGGUGGUAAUAAAAAUCGACAACAACAAACACAUCCACAAAUUCGUACACGUGAUCGACGUUUUGCUGGACCAACUAAAGAUGAUCUUAUAUAUAUUCAUGAAUCAAAUUUUUGUGAUUAUAAUCCGAGAAUUGGAUCAUUUGGAACAAAAGAUCGUCUAUGUAAUAAAACAUCGCAUGGACCAGAUAGUUGUAAGGCUAUGUGUUGUGGGCGUGGAUAUAAUACUAUUCGAAAAUAUGUACAAGAAAAAUGUAACUGUAAAUUUGUUUGGUGUUGUUCAGUUCAGUGUUCAACAUGCACUAGGCUAAUUGAAAUACAAGUUUGUAAAUAA
This is a messenger RNA of Didymodactylos carnosus, 1257 nucleotides long. Lineage: Eukaryota; Metazoa; Rotifera; Eurotatoria; Philodinida; Philodinidae. The record is from the annotation of a GenBank genome assembly.